Molecule: messenger RNA, 1468 nt
Organism: Ornithodoros turicata
Lineage: Eukaryota; Metazoa; Arthropoda; Arachnida; Ixodida; Argasidae
Product: dipeptidyl peptidase 1-like
Exons: 8
Coding region: 62-1429 (455 amino acids)
Cellular component (GO): lysosome
Molecular function (GO): cysteine-type endopeptidase activity
Source: RefSeq, a predicted model, not a curated record
UGCGCAGCCUUCCAAGUAUCGGACGACGGGGCGUCAUUUUCUUUGGUCUGCUUGUGGAAGUAUGUGGCUUGUAGCUCUUCUGUUCCUAGCGUUGGAAGGAGCGUCUGCGGACACACCAGCCAACUGCAGUUACAAUGACAUCCAGGGAACAUGGACCUUUACUGAAGGCCCCCGCAACGGAACGGCCGGUAUGCGUUGCGACGACUGGACGGGAGAAGGAGGAACGCCCGUGGAAAUCACACUAAGCUUUCCGAAUGUAGCUACUGACAACCUUGGCAACGAAGGCACCUGGACACUCGUCUAUAACCAAGGCUUUGAAGUCGCAAUCAACUAUCGCAAGUACUUCGCCUUUUCGGACUACAAACUGCUCGACGAUAAAACCGUGAUCAGUUAUUGCCACCGAACGCGCCCUGGAUGGUCCCAUGACGUGCUCGGCCACAACUGGUCCUGCUAUCGUGGCCGUAAGACGGGACAGCAAAUCACAUAUGAGCGUCACCUGGAACACGGAAUGGAAAAUAUUGAAGAUCCACACAACACUGAGAUGUUCGCUGAUCUCCUGAACGCCGCCCAAACCUUGUGGAAAGCCAAGGUUCACGAGCCGUUCCGAGGUCUAACCCUAGGUGAGAUGUUCCGCAUUCGGGGAGGCAAGCGAGGACAAGCUGUUCAGAGUCCCGGCCCAGCACGUGUCACACCAUCGGUUGCAGAGGAGGCAUCCGCGCUGCCUACGGAGUUCGACUGGCGCAACGUGAGCGGUGUUAACUAUGUCUCGCCAGUGCGCAAUCAAGGAAGCUGUGGAAGCUGUUACAGCUUCGCGUCAAUGGGAAUGCUGGAGGCUCGAGUGCGAAUUGCCACCCACAACAAGCAGAAGCCGGUGUUUUCGCCACAAGACGUCGUCUCCUGCUCAAAGUACUCGCAAGGUUGCGACGGCGGCUUUCCAUAUCUAGUGGCUGGCAAGUACGCGCAAGAUUUUGGCGUCGUAGCUGAAGAGUGCAACCCAUACCAAGGCGUGGACGGUCCCUGUAGAACAAACCGAACCUGCGAACGUGCUUACGUUGCGCGCUAUCACUAUGUGGGAGGCUUCUAUGGAGGGUGCAACGAAGAGCUGAUGCGACUCGCCUUGGUGAAGAACGGACCAGUAGCCGUAGGUUUCGAAGUCUACCCAGAUUUCCAAGCGUACUCCGGAGGCAUCUACCACCACACAACCGUGCACAGGAAUUUCAUCCUGGGGCCAUUCAAUCCCUUCGAACUCACGAACCAUGCUGUACUGGUAGUUGGCUAUGGUGUGGAUGAGGCCACAGGAACCAAGUUCUGGACUGUCAAGAACUCCUGGGGCGAAUCCUGGGGUGAAAACGGCUACUUCCGUAUCAUGCGAGGCAACGACGAAUGCGCCUUCGAAAGUUUGGGCCUUGAGGCUUCGCCUAUUCCCUGAAUUAUUUUCAGAAUAUAUCUGUGAAUGAUCUAUUUGUUA